This is a messenger RNA of Larimichthys crocea (large yellow croaker), 2053 nucleotides long. RefSeq names its product myocilin (gene myoc). NCBI's taxonomy places the organism in Eukaryota, Metazoa, Chordata, Actinopteri, Sciaenidae. The record is from RefSeq and is a predicted model, not a curated record. Gene Ontology annotation, cellular component: Golgi apparatus. The transcript has 5 exons. The coding region runs from base 223 to 1662 and encodes 479 amino acids. Gene Ontology annotation, biological process: osteoblast differentiation; signal transduction.
CACUGAGGAGAGAGAGAGGAGAGAGAGACGAACAAGAGAGGGGUGGAGAAAAAGAAGAGGAGUCACCUGAGAAAAGACUGAAGCAGAAUAAUAAACUAGGUCCUCACCAGGAAAUUGGGAGUUAAUAAUUGAUUAAAGGAGAAUUUAAGCUGAGAGAGACUGGGACAGAAGAAAGAAAUUAAUUCUGCACAAGGAGAAUUUAAAGUGUGAUCUGUCUCCAGCAUGUUCCUCCUCCUCUCACUGUGUUUGUGUGGUCUUCUCCUGCGAGGUGACGCACAGGACCGAGCUGCUCUGUGGAGGGGAAACGACCGGAGUGGAAGAUGCCAGUACACCUUCUCUGUCCCCAGCCCCAUCGAGGCCAGCUGCCCACAGACCGGAGGCCCUGAGAUGGAGGGCCUGAAAGCCAGACUCAGCAUGCUGGAGGUGCUGGUGUCCCGCCUGACUGGAGGGGACGCCGGUGUUCCCCAAAGACCUGGAGCUGGAGCUCAGUCUGAGCUUCAGGAGGCGCUGAACCGAGCCGUCGGGGAGAGGAACCUGCUGCAGGGGGAGAAGGGGCGUCUGGAGCGGGAGCUGGAGGGGCUUCAGCGCAGGAUGGAGGAGAUGAGGAGGGAGACAGAGAGGCUGAGGAACAGACCCUGUCCUCCUCAGACCCCCUUAGUGCCACCAGCCCCCUCUCUGCAGAGCGGUGGCCUGAUGAGACCUGGUGGGGGUUCCAGUCAGAUGUCUCACCUGAUGACCAGGCCCAACAGGCAGGGAGACAGCAGCAGUUUGAGAGACUCGGCGUGGCAGUAUGGAUCUCCAGGCUUUCAGGAGCUGAAGGCGGAGGUGACAGAGGUGCCUGCACCUGACGGCUCUGAGGACAACACAGGUUGUGGGGAGUUGGUUUCAGUUGGCGAACCGGUCACUCACAGGAAGGCCGACAACAUAGAAGGUAAAUAUGGUGUUUGGAUGCAGGAUCCUGAGGCUGUCUCACCGUAUGGUCCCAACAUGGUCUGGCGCAUUGACACCAUUGGCGCCGACGUCAGGAAGCUGUUUGGGUAUGAGGACAUGGAACAGCUAUCCAAAGGCUUUCCAUCCAAGGUCCUGCUGUUGCCAGACCAAGUAGAGAGCACUGGUGCCACUGUGUACCGAGGCUCUCUGUAUUAUCAGAGACGUCGUAGUCGUACCCUCAUUCGCUACGACCUGGCCUCUGAGACCAUCGCAGCCCGUCGUGAGCUCCCCCACGCUGGCUUCCAUGGCCAGUACCCCUACUCCUGGGGAGGCUACACUGACAUCGACCUCGCUGUGGAUGAGCAGGGGCUGUGGGCCGUCUACUCCACCAACAAAGCCAAAGGAGCCAUCGUGAUCUCGCAACUGGACCCACACAGUCUGGAGGUGAAGAGGAGCUGGGAGACCAACAUAAGGAAGAAGUCUGUGGCCAACUCCUUCAUGCUCUGCGGGAAGCUGUACACCGUGGCCAGCUACACAUCACCCGAGACCGUCAUCAACUACAUGUACGACACUGAAACCAGCCAGGGGAAGACCGUGUCCAUCCCCUUCAGGAACAAGUACCGCUACAACAGCAUGAUCGACUACAACCUGGCUCAGAGGAAGCUGUUUGCCUGGGACAACUUCCACAUGGUGUCCUAUGACAUCAGGCUGGGUCGCCAGCAGGCCAACUAAGGCCGCCACGAGUGACAGAUGAAAAGUGACUUUUGCUCACCUGUUCCUGCUUCAGAGACUCCGAGCUUUAGAGUACAAUGUGUGUGGUGGAAGUAGUUUAUAAAGCUUCAGUAUCAACGAGUAGAAGAGCCAAACUACCAAACUCCAAAGUGAAAUGAAGACGUUUGAGGAACAGUGUCUGCUUUUUUUUUUUCUCUUCAGUGGGAGGGCUUUUGCUGUGGCACGGUCCACAAACAUGUUUUUAGAGGAAUUAUUUUUGUACCGCCUUUAAUUCAGAUGUAUGAUUUCAUUUUUUUUUCUUGUUAAGCUAUAUUUGAGGUCUGAAAGAUGAAGCAUAGUUGAAUUUAACAAGCUAAGUGGGAUAAUUAAUUUACAACACAAACUCCUGAUG